AUGUUGUCAGUCAAGGAGAAGGCCAACGAUAUGUGGAGAAAGACGAUCAAAGCGUUGAAGGACGUCAAGUCAAGCAACGUUUCACAUCUUCAAAAGGAAUUCCUAUCAUAUUGUCGGCAAUUUCGCACUUAUGGAUCGACAUUCUUCAUUACUGAGGUCUAUAUGUCGCAGGUUUGUAUAUUUUUGUUUAUUUGCUAG
This is a messenger RNA of Haemonchus placei, 198 nucleotides long. Lineage: Eukaryota; Metazoa; Nematoda; Chromadorea; Rhabditida; Trichostrongylidae. The record is from the annotation of a GenBank genome assembly.